Messenger RNA from Vanessa tameamea, 1748 nucleotides. It is a transcript of the gene Dyrk2, whose product is annotated as dual specificity tyrosine-phosphorylation-regulated kinase 2. Gene Ontology annotation, molecular function: protein serine/threonine kinase activity; ATP binding; protein serine/threonine/tyrosine kinase activity. The record is from RefSeq and is a predicted model, not a curated record. Gene Ontology annotation, biological process: peptidyl-threonine phosphorylation; peptidyl-serine phosphorylation. The transcript is spliced from 9 exons. Bases 130 to 1524 code for a protein of 464 amino acids. Gene Ontology annotation, cellular component: cytoskeleton; cytoplasm; nucleus. Lineage: Eukaryota; Metazoa; Arthropoda; Insecta; Lepidoptera; Nymphalidae.
CAAGCAUGGGUGUAAACGGACGGCCGCAGCACCGCGGCUGAAAAUUGAAAAAAAAUAUAUUAAAAAACCGCUGUGUCAUAAAAAAAAGUUAUUAUAUCAUGUGAAUAGGUGGUUAAGUGGUGAUUAAUAAUGGGAGUUGACAGCGCGCCUCCGCAGAAGCCAGUAUUACAGAAUGAAGCAGGGUCUGGCGAGGGUCCUGGUCCCCCCGUCAACAACAACACAGAGGGUGCGGUUGCUAGCCCUCCCCGAGACGACAACCACAACGCGCAGCUUACAACGCCACGAGCCACGCCACUCACACCGUCGGAUAUUUUAAAGUUAUAUGGGGAAAGAUUAACGGCGUGGGAAAGGACAGAAGUACGAAAGUAUCCCGAAGUCUGGUUCUUGGGGCUCGAGGCGAGCAAGGUCCAGGCGUGGUCCACGUUACCCAACAAUUGCGGCUUUGAUGAUGAGAACGGCAGUUACAACAAAAAAAUUCACGACCACAUCGCAUAUCGGUACGAGAUCCUCGAAGUGAUCGGCAAAGGAUCAUUCGGUCAAGUGAUAAGAGCACUCGACCACCGCAGCGGUAACCAGGUCGCCAUCAAGAUCAUCAGGAAUAAGAAGCGAUUCCAUCACCAGGCCCUGGUGGAAGUGCGGGUGCUGGACCACCUCAGGUUGAAGGACAAAGACCAAACGCACAACGUCAUACAUAUGCUGGAUUAUUUCUACUUUCGAAAUCAUCUCUGCAUCAGUUUCGAGCUUAUGAGUAUUAAUCUCUAUGAGCUGAUAAAAAAGAACAAUUACCAAGGAUUCAGCUUAAGCCUCAUCAGACGGUUCUCGAGUUCACUUCUUCGCUGUCUGAGGCUACUCGAAGCGGAGAAUAUUAUUCAUUGCGACUUAAAACCUGAAAACAUAUUGCUCAAAGCCCGAGGAAGUUCGUCGAUCAAAGUCAUAGAUUUUGGGAGCUCGUGCUACACACACGCCCGCGUCUAUACCUACAUACAAUCUCGGUUCUAUAGAAGCCCGGAAGUGAUCCUGGGCUUGCCGUACGGCACAGCUAUUGAUAUGUGGAGUAUGGGUUGCAUUUUAGCCGAACUUCACACGGGUUACCCGCUGUUCCCGGGGGAGAACGAGGCGGAACAGCUCGCUUGUAUCAUGGAGCUGCUUGGUCCACCCCCGCCUGAUCUCCUACUGCAUGCUACACGGAAACGGCUGUUCUUUGAUUCAAAAGGUUCACCGCGAUCUGUGACCAACUCGAAAGGUCGAAAGCGGAAACCUGGAUCGAGAACUCUCUCUACAGCUGUCCAGAGCAACGAUCCAGCCUUCCUUCACUUUUUACAUCGGUGCUUAGAAUGGGAUCCCAAACGUCGUAUCACGCCUACAGAAGCAACUCGCCACGAAUUCGUAACCGGCUGUCCUCUCGGAUCAACGCCAUCUGGACAGUUGGCAUUACCUCGUCUGCCUCCUCCUAGACCUGCGAGGACAGCUCUCUUACAUUCUCAAUCAGCUGGCGACGUGGCCGCCAUGUUGGGACGAGCGUGACCUAAGGAUAGAUGAGACAGAGUUGGGUCCGGAGGCCUAUAGCCUUUGGUUUCUCGUCUAUUGCUUUGUAGUUCAAUUUGUUUCAGCAUACAAUAGUCAAGUUUAUUAUGAUGUUAAGUGAUGAACUUAUUAAUUUUUAAGUCGUACUCUUCGCUUUGAUAGGGAAAUUGUUUAUGCGUUGACGAGAAAUUUAUCAGAAUAAUUGUAUCUGAAAAAACGUAUUG